This is a messenger RNA of Penicillium malachiteum, 2400 nucleotides long. Its product is annotated as thioredoxin domain-containing protein. Gene Ontology annotation, biological process: carbohydrate metabolic process. The record is from RefSeq and is a predicted model, not a curated record. Bases 1 to 2400 code for a protein of 799 amino acids. The transcript has 4 exons. Lineage: Eukaryota; Fungi; Ascomycota; Eurotiomycetes; Eurotiales; Aspergillaceae.
AUGGCAUCGGGUAUGCAGUCGCAGUCGCAUCACGAUAUGUCUGACACCAAGCCUAAGUUGAUCAAUCGCCUUGAGCAGAGUAGAUCACCCUAUGUGAGUGAAACCGGUGCUACUCGAACGUACCCUUCAACAGACCUACCCAUGGCGCAUAUGAAUAAUCCUGUAGCAUGGCAACUUUGGGAUGCAGAGUCGAUUGAACUCGCCAAAAAGAACAAUCGCUUGAUCUUUCUCAGCAUUGGAUAUUCAGCUUGUCACUGGUGCCACGUCAUGGAAAAGGAGUCCUUUAUGUCUCCCGAGGUAGCUGCCAUCCUAAACGAAUCUUUUGUACCCAUCAAGGUUGACCGGGAAGAGCGCCCGGAUAUUGAUGAUAUCUAUAUGAACUACGUGCAAGCCACCACAGGCUCUGGUGGUUGGCCUUUGAAUGUUUUCCUUACUCCAGAUCUGGAGCCUGUCUUCGGAGGCACAUACUGGCCUGGUACAAACUCCGCCACAAUACAGGGCCCGGAUACAAUUGGCUUUGUGGAAAUUCUAGAAAAGCUGAGAGAUGUCUGGGUGACACAGCAGCAGCGCUGCCUUGAGAGUGCCAAGGAUAUCACAAAACAGUUGCGAGAAUUUGCUGAAGAAGGCACUCAUUCACAGCAUACAGACCGCGAAACAGAUGAAGAUCUCGAUAUUGAACUAUUGGAAGAGGCUUAUCAGCAUUUCGCGUCCAGAUAUGACUCCGUCCAUGGUGGGUUUGGCCGGGCACCUAAAUUUCCCACACCCGCAAAUCUCAGUUUUCUUCUCCGACUUGGUACCUAUCCAAGGCAGGUUAUCGAUAUCGUGGGAAAAACUGAAUGCGAAAAGGCGACAGCCAUGGCAGUCACAACAUUGGUGAACAUGGCGCGCGGAGGUAUUCGGGAUCACAUCGGGCACGGCUAUUCUCGGUAUAGUGUCACAGCCGACUGGGGCUUGCCUCAUUUUGAGAAGAUGUUGUAUGACCAAGCACAACUACUGGAUGUCUAUGUGGAUGCAUUCCGAUUAACCCACGAUCCUGAAUUGCUUGGUGCUGUGUAUGAUCUGGCUGCUUAUUUGACAACCCUUCCCUUACAAUCACCAACUGGGGGAUUCUUUUCAUCCGAAGACGCCGAUAGUCUCCCCAACCCAAAUGACAACGAGAAGCGAGAGGGGGCCUUCUAUGUUUGGUCGUUGAAGGAGCUCACUCAAGUGUUAGGUGCCCGUGAUGCGCCCGUAUGCGCCCGUCAUUGGGGUGUGCUCCCUGACGGAAACGUGGCUGCAGAAUAUGACCCUCAUGAUGAGUUUAUGAACCAGAAUGUGCUAUCAGUUCGAGCUACACCGAGUAAGCUCGCGAAAGAGUUCGGCCUGAGCGAGGAGGAAGUUGUCAAAAUCAUCAAGGGCGGGAAGCAAAAGCUGCGGGACCACCGUGAGAAAACAAGGGGCCGGCCAGAUCUUGAUGAUAAGAUUAUCGUUGGUUGGAACGGAUUAGCGAUCGGCGCACUUGCCAAGUGCAGUGUUCUAUUCGAGGAGAUUGAGAGCUCGAAAGCCUUACAAUGUCGUGAGGCGGCCGCGCGAGCGAUUAACUUCAUCAAGAAUAAUCUCUUCGACAAGUCUACUGGGAAGCUGUGGCGCAUCUACCGAGAUGGCAGUCGAGGAGACACUCCUGGCUUUGCCGAUGAUUACGCUUAUCUAACCAGUGGAUUGUUGGAUAUGUAUGAAGCUACCUUUGAUGAUAGCUACCUGCAACUCGCGGAACGCCUUCAGAGAUACCUGAACGAUCACUUCCUUGCCAAGAAUGGGUCCACGCCCGCUGGGUACUACAAUACUCCGACUGCGCUGACUCCAGGAAUGCCAGGCCCACUUCUUCGACUGAAGACCGGCACGGAAUCUGCCACCCCGUCCGUCAACGCUGUCAUCUCGCGGAACCUUUUGCGAUUGGCUGCUCUACUUGAUGACCCUGAAUACGUGACUCUGGCACGACAGACCGUGAAUUCAUUCUCCGUGGAGAUCAUGCAACACCCUUUCCUUUUUGUCGGGAUGUUGGAUGUUAUAGUGGGUCUUCAGACUGGCACUCGAACAGUCACCGGAGUUUUUACAACUGCUGAUAUUUCAACACCUGUGCCACGUGGGGGUAACCUGAUCAGCAAUUACGACCAACCUGUUUCGGCAUAUGAGCUCCUCCAAAGGCGACUUCGAAAGGAGAAAAAAGCUGCUGUCUCUUCCACCAUCUCAGUUACAUCACUAGUCGACAUCCGGCCUUCGCACCUGAAGGACUUUGUGGGAAACCAGUCCUUCUGGCUCAAGUCACGAAACCCCCUGUACAAAGAUUUGAAGGCAGGCAGUCCAGCGAAGAACUAUUUGCUAGUCUGCGAGGCUGGUUCAUGUAAAGAGGUGGAUCUAUAG